Messenger RNA from Prorocentrum cordatum, 1701 nucleotides. The record is from the annotation of a GenBank genome assembly. Lineage: Eukaryota; Dinophyceae; Prorocentrales; Prorocentraceae.
AUGAGCGGGGGUGGGGUAGGGUGGGCCUCCGUGGCGGAGGCCGCGGCCGAGGCCGCCGAUGGCGGCGCCUCGGGCUGGGCUGCCGCCGCCGCAGCCGCCGAGGCGGCCGCCGCCAGCCCGCCCGACGGCUGGGGCGCGCUGGCGGCCAGCGCCGCGGCGUCGGCGGAGAGCGCCGAGGGCGCCGAGGCGGAGGUUGCCGUGGCGGCUGCCGCCGACGGCGCUGGGUCCGCGGACGCGUUCGGCCACGCGCUGACGCCCGCGGACCUGGCGCCCGCUGGCAGCGUGGCUGCGCGGCGCAAGGCGGCGUGGCACCCGCUCGAGCAUCUUCGGAAGCGGCUCCGAGAUGCGUGGGGUCACCGCGUCGCUGCUGGUGGGCGUGAGCAGCCGCUGCCAGCCGCGGAGGCGGCGCUGGCUGCCGCCCGCGACGCGGUCGUCGACGAGGACGACUGGGCGCUCUUCGGGCCCAGCGACGCGGAGGAGCUGCUCGACGGGGACGCCGACGCCAUCGCAGGCCCAGUCCCGCAUGCCGACGCGGAGGUGGCCUUGGCAGCUGUGGCCCGCGCGCCAGUGCUGGCGCCGGCGCGGGCCCAGGCUCGAGUGGAGGAGCUCGCGCAGCUCGUGGAGCAGACGUGCGCGAUCGCGGAGGCGAACUCGCGCACGGAGCGGGACUUCGUCGCAGCGGCGCAGCGUGGUGUGGUGCAGUACUUCCUGGAUGAGAAGCGCACGACGCUGCCAUUCCACCAGGAAUGCAGCAACCUCGGCGUUGGCCGCCGCCGCGCUGAUGGCAUCCUGCGCGCUGUUGCCGCCGCGUGCGUGUCGGUGCAGAAUCGGGACGUGUGCAGGAUGAUUCGCCAGUUGACGCGGUCCAUCUUGGAGCGAGGUGGCCGAGCACUGACAUGGUCAGAGAGCGUCAGGUAUGAUGAGACGCCGAUGCACAUGAGGCUCACGGACACCGAGAAGGCGGCGGCAGCAGCAGCGGACUCGGCCAUGCCAGCGGCCAUCGUGCCCGCCGACGGGCAGCCCAGGCUGGUGCCGAUCAGCGCCAGCUGCUCGAGCUCGCACGUCGCCAAGAUCUUGAACACUGAGCGGGUCUUCUCGAUGCUGUACCACCUCCCCGACGUCGGGUACGUCGGCGUGCGCGUGCCGCUGGAGACGCCCGUCCAGUCGCUGAGCAGGACCACAGGCGAGGUGCUCUACGACGCGCUCAAGGCCAGCCGCCCGCCGAUAGACGACGACGUGCUGCAGCAGUUCGGCCGACGACAGCGGCUGGUUUGCACGGACGGCGCGAGCGGGAUCACCAGGAUGGAGCGCAACUUCGCCCGUGAGGAGGCGGGUCGGAGCAGCACGUUGAAGGUCAAGUGCGAGGUGCACGUGGUCUUCAAGUGGCACGCGUGCGCGUUCCACCACGUGAAGGCCGACACCAGCUGCAUGGUGCACGCGGCGAAGGCGCUGCGCUGGCAGGAUGGCAUGCGCUCGUUCAGGGCAGCGCUCCGACAAGAGCUGCAGGACACGUUGCAGUACCGCUGCGACAUGCGGCCUUCGCCUGUGGACGUCGCCCGCAGCACCAAGUGCUUGGACCUCUUCUUGUCGGAGACGUCGGCCCAUCGGCGACUUCGUCGCGUCGUCAUCCUCUCGCUGGCGAACGGGGACUGGGCCAAGAGGCAUUGGGUUCACAAGCUCGCGGCGCACCCACCCCCAUAG